Molecule: messenger RNA, 9709 nt
Organism: Lutzomyia longipalpis
Lineage: Eukaryota; Metazoa; Arthropoda; Insecta; Diptera; Psychodidae
Gene: Lk6
Product: MAP kinase-interacting serine/threonine-protein kinase 1
Exons: 6
Coding region: 1055-3028 (657 amino acids)
Biological process (GO): protein autophosphorylation; intracellular signal transduction; peptidyl-serine phosphorylation
Cellular component (GO): nucleus; cytoplasm
Molecular function (GO): calcium-dependent protein serine/threonine kinase activity; calcium/calmodulin-dependent protein kinase activity; calmodulin binding
Source: RefSeq, a predicted model, not a curated record
GGAAUUCAAACAUCAAAGGGAUUGUGUGUAAAAUGGAGCGGUAGCUAAAUUGAAUGAAACAUCGGCCUUUGUCCGCUAUUUUAGCGUUUAUUUAACAUCAUUUUCGAAAAUCUUGCGCGAGUUUUUGUGAGCGUUUUUGAUUGAGAAACGGAAAAAGAGCCCCAGCCAAGAAUCCAUUCUGUGUGAAAAGGGCUGUGAAGUGCAGAAAAAUUUUUGGAUGUGCAAAGCAGUGUAGAAACAACGUCAAAAACCCCCCGACGAAAUCGGUUGUACAGGAGAGGCGAGAAAAAGAAAUCGAUAAUCUUUUUUUGUCCUCCACCACACCAAAAAAAGAAGCCCAUUUUCUACAUUGUUUUUGGGUUCACUACAGAAACCACAAAAAUCAUCUGAAAUAAACCAUUUCUUCGGUUUAUGGCUUUUCCAUGAGAGAUUGACUCCAAAACUCAAGAGACGUAAGGACAGAUUUUGCAAAGACAAAAAAAGGGAGGAAGAAAAUCAAGGAGCAGAUUUGGAUAAAUUGUGUCAAUUUGAUGACCUUCUGCAAAAAUAUAAAGUCAAAUUGACGAAUGAGGAAAUUGAGAGAAAACAAAGUAGAGGCGGCAAAGGAAUUAAGCAAGGAAGAAGCUCAAAUUGAGAGUGUUUGAAAUAAAUUUCAUCAUAUUUCUUACGCUCUAAGUGGAAGACCGUGAAAAAACAAAAUAACACACAGAACAUCCUCUUUGAGAAAAAGGAAAAAAACAAAAGAAGUAGUCCGCUCGCAUCUGAAAGACACCUUGAGGAAGAGAUUUAGUAAAUCUUAAAAAAUCUCCAAGAGACUCCUUCAGAUAAAUCAGUUUAUUCGAUUUAAAUCAGUUAUUUUUUUUUAUAAGGAGAGCGAUUAUCCGUGAUACAGUACAAUAUUUGAUAUAUAAAAAUACCUUCUUUUCGCUGUUAAACUCUUUUUUUUUUUGGUACGAGAACGGUUUUUUCUUUCCUAUUCAUAAUAAAAAGAACUUGUGUGUGCAUUUCUAUUUGAACUGUGAGCUAAGAGACCCCCAGUUCUGUGCAUUCAACAAUGGUGGAGCGAAUUCUCGAGGAAUCUGACGUUAACGUCAUUUCCAUAUCUAAUGUUUCCCAUGCGGAGGUUACGCGGUACAGCAGCGAGGAGAUUUCUGGAAAUGAGUCCACGGAAACGCGUGUCCUCACCGAAACGGAGCGGCAGGCUGACUUCAAUCGGCACAAGGAGGAAAUGAAGAGGAAGCGCCGUAAGAAGAACAGGACUAGCUCCUCACUUCAAUCAUCCACCUUCCAGGAAUUGUAUAAGCUGACGGGAGAAAUUUUGGGCGAAGGUGCUUAUGCAUCGGUCCAGACGUGUGUCAAUAUCUACACGGAUCUGGAGUAUGCUGUGAAGAUAAUUGAUAAGAUUCCCGGACACGCUCGUGCCCGUGUUUUCCGUGAAGUGGAGACUUUCCAUCACUGUCAAGGACAUCCGGGUAUCCUUCAGUUGAUUGAAUUCUUCGAGGACGAUGAGAAGUUCUAUUUGGUCUUUGAGAAGAUUAAUGGGGGACCCCUGUUGACGCGUAUUCAGGAGUAUGUUUGCUUCUCGGAACAUGAGGCGGCUCAGAUAAUCCGGGAAAUAGCAUCUGGUUUGGAUUUCUUGCAUAAGAAAGGAAUCGCCCAUCGUGAUCUAAAGCCUGAGAAUAUUCUCUGUGUGCACCCGGACAAGCUGUGCCCCAUCAAAAUUUGUGAUUUCGAUCUCGGAUCCGGCAUUAAAUUCACCACCAAUAUCUCAUCGCCGGCCGCAACGCCACAACUACUCACGCCGGUGGGAAGUGCUGAAUUCAUGGCGCCCGAAGUGGUGGAUCUGUUUGUCGGUGAGGCGAAUCACUACGAUAAGCGAUGCGAUCUCUGGUCCUUGGGUGUCAUUGCGUACAUCCUUCUCUGUGGCUAUCCACCAUUCUCAGGGAAUUGUGAGCAGGAUUGUGGGUGGAAUCGUGGUGAAAACUGUCGUACCUGUCAGGAGUUGCUGUUCGAGUCCAUCCAGGAUGGUCGAUUCGGCUUCCCCGAGCCCGAAUGGGAUGGUGUCAGUGAUGAGGCAAAGGACUUGAUAAGGGGGCUCCUGGUGAAGGAGGCGCCGAAGCGUCUUAGUGCCGAGGCUGUUCUUCAGCAUCCAUGGAUCAGGAUGGCCGAUGAGGAGGACACCAUCGAUGGUGUGGUGAGAGACCAGAGACGUAGGGCUCUCCAGACACCCGGUAUUAUACGCCGCAAUCAAUCGGCACGUGAAUUGUCACAAUUUGCUGAAUCGGCAAUGGCUGUGAAACGUGUAAUUUUGCAGCAUUUCUCAAUGCGCUACGAUUACAUGACAAAAGAACGUCCAAAUAUCUAUCAGCCAUCGAAGAAUGGCCUCGAGGAUGCCAAGACCACACUGCGGCAGCACAUGGAUCAGCACCAGGCGCGCACCAGCGGUCAGGGUGCCCCAGCACUGGGUGGCAAUGGUGGUGGUGGUGGCGGCGCCAGUGGUGCCGGGAAAUUUGGGAAGGGUCUCGAGUGUGGGGCACCCAAGGGGGCGCUCGACAGUAUUAUGGAGCUGAAGGAGAAGCUCCCGGCUGAGGGGUUGGUGGAGCGCAGCACAAAGCGCAGUGUGGACUCGAGCAAGAAUCGACGAAAGAAUCCCACCAAGGGUGGCCAAAUGGUGGCCAGGGGAGGUAUUCCACCUGAGGAGAAUUGGCGCUACAGGAGUAGCACAUCGGCUGAUAAAUAUCCACUAGGCUUUAAGAAUUAUCGUAGUUUUAACAAUCAGCAAUACAGCAACAAUCACAUCCGCAACUGGCGCAAUGAGUGCGUCUUCGCUCGCCCAUGCGGCAUGUCCGUUGUGCCGUCCAAUGAUACAACACGCGCCGGCCAUGAGGACGACACGGGCUCCGGCAACUACAUUGGGCUAUCGCCACCCAGUGAGAGUAUCCUUAUGCAGCGUCGUCUGCGUUCCAUUGCAUCGCGUGCUUCCAGCAUUGAGAUACGUGGCGGAACGACGGCAACAGCUAGCGGCUAGUGCGGACCCAGGUGCGCAUCCAUUCAUCAAUCAUCCCCCUUCAUCCUCCAAAAACACAGUGAGUUUUCCAAAAAACAAAGCAUUUUCCCACCCCGCAAGCAUCCACGAUGCAAAAAGGGCCCAUAAUAUUGUGAAUUCUGCUCUUCCAUUUUGCGAGUGAAGAAAGUCCCUCUUUUUGCAUGGGGUUCAGCUAUUCGAAAUUAUAAAAAGAAAUGAAGAAUUGAUUUCUCAUCAUCUUGAAUUAUAAAUUCAAUAAAUUCAAAAUAUUUGUUUUUUAUUUAUUCACCUUGAAAUUGAUCUCAUUUUAUUUUGCAAAAUUCCUAAUGAAAUUUCCUUGUAAAGGAUUUGCAAAAUAAAGUGGGAAAGAUUUCUUCAAAAUUGUAUCACAUUUAGAUGAAAAGAUAUGGCAAUUAAGCGAAGAUUUAAUGAUCUUUUGAAAAUAUUUUAAAGAAAAAUUACCCGAUUUUGAUGAAAUUGUCAAAGAAAAUGAAGAUUUUUUAAUCAAAUCGGUUGAAUUAAUUUGGUUUUAUUUAUCCGAUUUUGAUAAUUUCAACCGUCAUUCAAUUCGGUUUUUUGAUAGUCUCAAAUUGAUUAAGGAAAUACUGAAAGUUUCUAUUUUUAACUAAAUCCGACAUUUUGUCCGAUUUUAAUAAAACUGAACAUCAGAAUUAAUAGAAUUCGGACGUCUUGGCUAAAACCAAAUUAUUUGCAAUUAGGCAAUCAAUUUUAAUUAUUUUCUCAUUUGCCAAAAUGUUUCAUAGAGUUCCGAUUUAACCUAUUCGAUUUUGAUAAAAAAUAAUUUUUAGUAAAGGCAACAUUUAUUUCCUUUUCAUAGCUAACUCAUUCAAUUUGAAUAGUGUUGAAGAUUUUUUAAUCUCUUAUCAAGAUCGGACCAAUAUUUAGGUCCGAUUUUGAUUAAUAUACAAAAAUUGAAAAGGAGAUAAAUUUUACUUUUUCAAAAAUGAAUUAUAAUCAGAAAGUAUUCCAAAUCGGAUUUAUUAAAAGCAUUAACAAAAAAAUUCUCUUUGACAAUUUCUUAUCAAAAUCUGAGCAUUAAACCGAUUUUGAUAAAAAAAAUGAAUUUUAUUGUUUUACAAUAAAUUUAAAAAAAACAAUGAAGCAAAAGAUUUUAUUAAAAUCGGAUAAAUACUGACAAAAUGCCCAUUUAACAAUAUUUUUAAAAAAUCUGGAAUUUAUCAAAAUCUUAAAAAAAACAAAACUAAUUCUUAAAUUUAAAUGUGAUACCAUCAACCCUUUUCAAAUUGACUACAACUCCAUCAAAUCAAUAUGGGAUGAUCAGCAAUCUCUGAGAUUGUCUUCACUUGCAUUACGACCUGAUGAAUUUCUUUAAAAGUCCUUUAUUUUUAAUCCCCGUACCUUGGAGCCAAAAUAACCUUUAUAUUCUCAAAGAGAUAUAAAGAAAAAAAAUCAUCUAUCACAAAAAAAUUAACAUUACAAUAUUUUUUUUUUAUAAAAAAGAGAGAAAUGAGAAGGAACUAAUCACAAUCAUCCAUCCAUUUUUUUUUAAAUUGAGAACUUCUCAUUUCUCUCACAAUGCGAAAGCUUUUGGUGUGUGAAUGCGUGUAAUUUGGCAAGAAAAAAAAUAAAAGAUUUUUUGAAGACAACGAAGUGAAAAAAAAACAUCCCCUUCUGUUGUUUUUCUACAGUUUUAUUAUACAAAACAUGUGUGAUUGCGUAAAAAACAAAACGAGUGUGCUAAAAAAGAGAAAAAUAUAAUGAAAAAAAUCUGUGAGAAAAAAAUGAGAAAAGAAGACGUGAAACCAACAGGAAUGAAUGUGGGGGAGAGAAGGGAGAAGAAGUAUAAUAAAAAAUGUGAUCAUUUGUCAGUCAUUCAAUUUACAACUUUGCAUAAAAGAAAAUGAAAUGAGAGAAGAUUAAUAAUUUUUAUAACCAUUUAAUUGUAAAACGAAAAAGGGUAUAAUGUUGAAAAGAAGAUGCGAAGGAGGAAGAGAAAAAAUGGUAUGAAGACACACUAAAUAUCGUACAUUAACUAUGAUAGAGGGAAAGUCACAUGAAUAUGUUGCCAUGUUAUAUUUUUAUUUUAUUUUUUUUUUGCAAAUCUUUUUGUGUACAAUUUGAAAGUCAUUAUAAAAAAAAAUUGUCUGAAGUGAUUGUGGAGACAUAAUUCUCGCGACACAGAGAAUAUGAUUGUUGAAUUAAUGUAAAAGAAAAUCUUCUUUUCUACUUUAUUUGAUUAUUUCACUUUUUUUCUUCAAAUUUGAAGAAGAAAAGAAAUAAAAACCAUUGAAAAUUAAAAUAAGAUCAUCUCCCAGUGUCAGAGCAUUUAUUAUUUUUUUUGUAUGUUAAGACUUCUUAUAGAAAAUCUUCUUGCAAGUUUACUUUUUUUCUAAAAAAGAAAAAUAAAUGUUUAGAGAAAAAGUUUUCUUGCACAGAAGAUGGCAUCAUUGACAUUACAGAAACCACAAAAAAACCAUUUUUAAAUAUUUCCAAAAAUUAUUUCUCAUUGCUAUCAUGAAAUCAUUGCAAGGAUGUUAAUUCAUAUUUACAUUUUUAUAUUGAGAGUUUUAUCUUGUUUAUUCGUCAACAGAGGGCUUUCUCAGACAGUUUUUGAGUAUAAUAAAAUUGAUUUUAAUUUUUUUUAUUGAUUUUUGAAGUCAUUUCGCGAAUUUUGAAAAAUAUUUUUAUUACUAAACUUGUUCUGAAACGACUGAUAAUUAGCUUAAUGAUUAGUAUUCUUUCUUGCGAUUUCGAAUAUCGAGGGUUCGAGUCCUGACAGAUUUUUUUUUCACUUAACAUUUUUUUUUCAAAUCGUUUUUCUUGAGUUUAUCUCAGAAAAGGACAUUUGAAAUUAACAAAAGUUGAGAAGGAAUAUUCGGAGCACCUAAAUAUCAAUGUUAACUCUCAAUUGAGAAGAUAAAAAAAAAUGAAUCAAGUCAGGAAUCGAAUCAAAGAACUUUGCAAAAGUAACAGAAAGUGCUGACCAUUGGACUAAAUUACAGUUCAAAUCAGAAAUGUGUAAUAUUAUUAUUAUUAUUAUAAUUUUCAUGUUUAUGUGAAAAGUUUCCAGGAUUUUUCAUUAAACUUUAAAUCUUGGACCUACAAUGGAACCCUAAAGAAGGUUUAUCCUGAAGACGAAUAAAUCAGAUAAAAGCUCAAAUAAUAAAAAUAAGGAAAAAAAGAAACUCUCAAAUGGAAAAUUACCAACAAAACAAGAUCAUGGUAGAUUUAUGAGAGAAAUUUGUCAUUUCAUAUCAUCAUCGUUGAGAUUUCAAUUUUGAAAAGUAUAAACUAUACUAAAAAAAACUACCUUAAAUACCUAAAAGUAGGUUUUAAUAAAGAAAAAAAAAAAGAAUAUUUACCUUCUAAUAAUACCUUUAUGUACAACUCUUACAUUUAAUUAAUAACUUUGUCAUGUUGAAUACAAAAUGAUAAAUUCAACAGUGAAUUAAAAGAUUUUUUGUGAAAUUUGGUGAGAAUUAUUGCGAAAAAAAUAUUAAUGCUAAAAUGAGAUUUUUAUGAAUGGAUUUUACAGAGGAAAAAAUUAAAGAGAAAAAAUAUUUUGUAGUAAUUUCGCGGAAUUAUUGUGCGGUAAUGAAAUUUUACUAUAAAAAUGUUUCGAUUUUUUUCGACGGUGUGAAUGUGAAUUGGUACAGCAACACCAAAGUACAAAGUUCACGUUAUUUUUUAGCUAACAAGCACCGUGAGUCAUGUGUAGAAAAUUCUUUCUAAAAUUAAAUUUUUAAUAAGCAAAAAAAGCGGAAAGAGAAAUUUCAUUUUGAGGAAAUGCUAAAAACAAUCCUAAGAAAAGAGAAAAGUUUAAAAGAUCCAGUAAGAGAGAGAGGAAUGAAAGAAAAGUCUUUGAUUAAAAAAAAACACCAUCAAAUAUUAGAAAUGUUAAAUUUAAAAAGAAAAAAAAUAUAUUUUUAUAUAUGACGCGAAGGCGGAAGAUGAAAAAAAAUGUAAUAUAUGAUGAAAACUUUGUUCUUUCUUACUAUAAGAUGAGAAGUUAAAAGAAGAAAAGUAAGAGUCAUGUUUAUAAUUCUCUCUCUUUUUUUCUAGAGUUAGAGGCUCAUUUUGAAAAAAAAAACAAGAAAAUUGACAAAAAACAUCUUUUCUAGUAAGAAAAAGAAAUAUUUUAUUUUAGAAGGCAUGAGCCCAAAAAAUGCUUCCAAGUAAUUAUUAUGGAUAAAAAAUAAAUAAUUACAAAAUGAUUAUUAUGAAAAAAAAACCUCACAAAAAAACUAAUAAAAAAUCAUUUAAAAAAUCUCAAGAAAAAAAAUCCACAAAACUUUAAUGAGAAAAGUCUAUGAUACUAUUAUUAAAAAAACAAAAGUGUUACUAAAAAAAACUUUAAUACAAUGAGUAAAGAAUUUGCAAUUUAGUAAAACGAAACAACAAUCAGUCCUAAUUUCGCUUUUCUAUCUUUAUCUUUUAUUUUUAUCGUGAUAAACUUUGCAAAAAUAAAUGAAAACAAUCUGUUUUCACCCAAGCGUAUUUUAUGGAGAUUUAAAUGGAAGUUGCUGCGUAUUCUUUUAUCAAUUAAUAAAUUUUUAGAACAAAUUUUGAAUAAAAAGUGUACUAAAAAUUUUAGAGAAUUUUUUUUAUAUUCAAAUUUAAUUGGCUUUUAAUGAAAAUUUUUAUAAGUAAAUUAUUGACUAAUGAAUUCUUGAUAGGAGAAAUUAUUUGAAAAAAAAAACUUUUCUAAUAAGAUUAGUGAUUAUUUUGUGAUCUCUGAUCAAUUUAGUACUGAAUAGUAACACUUGUUUACACGGUCAUGCGUUUUCUGUACUAAUAUCGCUCAAUUUAACGAUUUUAGUACUAAUUUUCGUACAAAAAUGCUAAUUUGUACUAAAGUCCGAUAAACGCUCUUUUUUGUUCUAAAACUGAACAAAAUUGGCAUUUUCUGUACUAACAUCACGCAAUUUGGAACAACUAUAAAAUUGCAAUCUUGCAUUUUCUAUUAGUACUAAAAUGUAGUGAUCAAUAAAAUCUCCUUAGAAAAAUUAAGCAUUAUCAUUAGAACAAAUUUCGAGGUAACUUGUACUAAAAUUCCGCGAUCACUAAAUAUUUUUAACAUAAAACAACGCGAUGAUUUCUUUUUUAUAUCAUUUUAAUUUAAAUCUUUCUGUGUAUUUAAAAGAAAGUUCCAAUUGUACUAAAAACCGUAAGAUCUUGUCUUUUUUUUAAGAUCGCGAAAGCAAUCUUUAAAAAAGUAUUCCAAGUUUAUUCUAAAUAAAAUCUUUACAGCAUUUUUUCCCCUUAAAAAUCUCCAUAAAUAUACAAAAAUUGACUAAAGCACAACUAAAAAUAAUAAAAAAUUUUAUUAAAUUGCGAAAAAGGAAAAUUUUUACCUCCCUCUCACCAAAAUUUAUUCUUAAAAAAAUUUAAUCUUUCUAACGGCCAUGAAAUUAGUGAACAAAAUUCUUAUGGAUUACAAAGCGUAGAAAAUAAGGAGUAUAAAAUGUAAUAAAUUUAAAAAAAGAUUAAAGAAUUUGAGAAACAAAAAAAAAAACGGAAAAAUUAAGAAAAUUUCAUUUUUUGUGGAAAUUUGAACAGUUUGCGAAGAAGAAAAGUUUUGCAAACGAAAGAUGAGAACAAGAAUUGGGUGGGAUAUUUUUUUUAAAUAAAAAGAGAGAAAGGAGAGUAAUAAUUGUGAUAAAAGCACUGAAUAAAAUCGGAAGGGAGAAAAGAGAGAACAAUUUGAUAAGGAAAGAGGGAUGACAAUGUUCUCAGAAAGAGAGGGAGUAUAAAAGCAAUAGAAGAUGUGUUUCGAUCUUGAGUAAGUGGCAAAAUUUUGGAGAUUAAAAAAAUUGAAUGAAGAAUUAAAAAUAAAUUUAAAAAAAUACUAAUAAAAACGAUACAAGAGAUAAUAGAAUUUAAUAAGAAGUAAAAGAAAAAGAGAAAAAUCUCUAAUUUUCCUUACCAAACCCUGCUUAACAUUAAUCUUUUUUUUAAGUAGAUGCUUCCGAGUUUUCAGUUAGUUUUCCACCCCCCUCAACAUUACUACAUAUUAUUACAUAUAAAAACUGCAGAACCUUCAACUUAUUUUGCUAGAAAACAAAUCUAAGAAUAGUAUCUUCCUACAUUUACUUACUAUUAAAACACUUUUUUGAAUUUUUAAGAAUUAUUUUUUUUUUAUAUCUUACACAUUUUUUUUGCUUUUCUUAUUUACAAAUGCUAUCCAACACUGAGAUAAAAAUUAUUUCCUAAGAAUUUAUUCUUAUUUUUUUCCAAUAUCCAGAGAACUACUUAAGAGAAGAUGAAAGAAAAAAAUGUAAUUUUAACUGAUAAAAAAAAACUAUUGCACUGAUGUAGUGUGAUAAAGAAGGAGAAAGAAAGAAAAAAAUGUACCCUAAAAUCUGCAGAAUUUGAAUGAUAAAGAAAACCCUAGAUUUAAGUUCUUUUUUAUACAAUUUGAGAAGUACUACAUUUUUGUUAUUGCUUAUGAUGAAGAAGACGAUAAGAGGAAAAAGAAAAAAAAGCCCAACACCGAUAGAACACAAAAAAAUAAGAGAAAAAAAAAUGAGGAGAAAAUUUGUCAUACUAUAUUGAGAAAGACUGUAAAGGAGAACUUUUUUUCAUAAUAAAUGUCCAAUAAUAAAUGAUUGUGAAGAUGAAUUAUGGAAAAAAUUCUCUUAAAAAAUAAUACGAAAAAAUACAAUGGAUUAAAAAAUCACAAAGAAAAACCAAAAUCUUACA